GGCGUAGCAGGAAGACACAGUCAGUCCGAGCUGCGGCGUAGCGGAUCCCGGGGCUUAUUCCCACCCCUCGGCUGUCAUUCGGAGCCCAGCCUAUUACUCGGGUGCUCUACACAUUGCCUGCCCCUCUCCAGGACCUCGCCGUGUCAGGCUCGCUGGUGACAGGUACCCGCGUGACAGUGCGCGACGUGGGCGGGAAGCUGGUGACAGCACGAGGGACCCCCGACAUUCUGGGCGGUGGUGGUCUUCUCUCUACAUCGGACUGGCAGCUAGAGGCGAGGUCCACAAUGUUAUAGUUAUGAUUAAAAAGGAGUAUUGAAUUUCCUACGAAAAAAAAAAAAUAGCUGUGGGCUGCGCAGACCUUCGCGUGGUGGACUGCAAGGUAAUAGAAUGGAUAGCACCCAAACUAGUUACACAGGCCAAGCAUUUUUCAAAGACUUGUCAUGCAAGGGAAGAAUUCCAAAAAUGGUUAGAGGAAUGUUAAACCAAGACCUGAGAAAAACAUACCCACUGCGUGGCCAGCUUGCUCCAAAAAUGAAUGAGAAAACUUGCACAGUUGUUCUCACCAGACUAGAGGAUGUAGCGGGGUCGUGUAUUAUGGAAGCCCAGGGCGGUGCGUCACCCGGCAUCUCUUGCUGGGUCGAUAACUUUGGAACUUUAAAGGUUCAUACUGGGAUUCCCACAGAAACUCUGAGGAUCAGUUCAAAGAAGAAGAGAUUUCUUGUCUCUGCUGGGGUAGAGCCUACCCAUGAUUUUCCUGAACCCAGAAAAAGAAGAUUAGCUUCUCUGAACGCAGAAGCCGUAAAUAAUCUUUUGUUUGAGAGAGGCGAUAGUUUUUCUGCCAGAAAAAUCCAGAAAGACGCUAGUGAAAGUGGCGACCAUUGCAAGUCGGGUGCGGAGUGGAAUUCAUUAAAGCCAGAUUGUCGGCUUAUUCGCAAAAAAAUCAGAACAAAAUGUCCCCAUAAGUUACCAGAAGAGGUAUUUGAUGAUUUAAAGAAGGAGAGUAAUGAAGUGUCUUAUCCUCCUGCUCCAAAGAGACUAGCGAGUUUGAAUGCAGUAGCGUUUUUGAAGCUCACUAAUGAGAGAGACCCUCCUCUGAAGCAAAGGAGCAAAUCAGAUGGAGACAAUGGGCGCUCUGUCAACAGCUGUUCAAAGUCCAAGGUGAAGUCUACACGGUCCCAUAAAAAGAACUGUGUAAAGUCCAAAAAAGAAACCUUGCAUAGGAAAGUUGAGGACUACAAUGGCUGGCAAGGUGGGCCUGAAGUUAGAUUUCUGAAACCAGAGCUUCGAGACUCUUUUAGGUCAUUGGGGAAAAUGGAGGGUGUUCAAGUGGAACAGUCUUCCAGCUACAAUGAUGGCUCAGAAUCCUCUUACCACAGACUGCCUUUGUUAAUGGGAGGGCAAGCUUCCAUGAAGCCUGAAUAUGGAAGACCAGGUGAAAAGUCUCCCACUCCUAAACAGGACUUCCAGCAGCCUUCUUUCCCAGUGCAGCAACUACACCGGUUGCCAGUUCCAGGCAGCCCAACAGACUGUAUCUGCCUCUUUGACUCCUCCGACCUGAAUCCUUUGGAUGGGAUUUACAAUACGUAUGGCCAAAGUGGAUUACCAUACAAUGGAUACUCUGAUAUCUCCCUGUACCCAAAAGGCAAAGUGUUUUCUCAGUCUGUGCCCUGCGAAGAACUCUUGGUUGCGCAGAGCUCCUUACCGCACACGGCAACAUUUGAGCAUCUGCCGUGGUGUAACUCUCGCUGUUCCUUUGGAGAAGAUCCUGGGACUAAUACAGACACUCUUUGCGGUGUGAUAAAACUGCCUCUUGCCAGAGUCGGUAACACACAUACAGGACACAGCAAAUAUCCAUAUAAGAAGCCUUUUACUGCAGAGGGAUACAAAUCUUUAGACCAGCUCAGCAUAACGAUCCCUACAGCCGGUCACCCUGUAUCUCCUGCUCACCCGCUCUCAGGAUGUCCAGUUCCAAGUGUCCCGCCCGCUGCGGAGCCUGUACCAUACCUGCAGACCCCCAACUCAGAACCUCAGACAAUGGCCAUGCUUAAGACUGCACGGGAGUGCCCGCAAAGCUCUAAACCACCAAGUGGCUCCAAGUCGGGAGUCAGGAACACCUCUGGCUGCUUCCAUACUUCUGGCAACAAAACAAGCAAAGGCCACAACCAUCCCAAACAGCAGCGGAUAAGCAGAAGGCGGGCUACAAAUGGUUGGAUGCCUCUUGGAACACCCUGUGAAAAAGCAGUUUAUGUGGUGAAUGAACCUGAACCAGCGCUGCGAAGGAGUUAUCAAGCAGUGGAGAGGAAUGGAGAGAUUAUUCGGGUCCGAGACACUGUCCUUCUAAAAUCUGGUCCCAGAAAAAAAUCCAUGCCCUAUGUGGCCAAGAUAUCUGCAUUGUGGGAAGAACCCAAAACUGGUGAACUGAUGAUGAGUCUCUUCUGGUACUACAGACCAGAGCACACUCAGGGAGGACGGAAUCCCAGUAUGCACAAGAAUGAGAUCUUUGCCUCCCGACAUCAAGAUGAGAACAGUAUUGCCUGCAUAGAAGAAAAGUGCUAUGUCCUGACAUUUGCAGAGUACUGCAGAUUUUGUGCCUUGGUAAAGCGACGAGGGGAGGGCUGUCCAAACAGGAAAGCCUUGAUUGUCCCUCCCUCCGAAGAGUAUUGCACCCCUCUACACCGCAGGGUGCCGGACAGCACAGACCCGGAGCUGGUGUUUCUGUGCCGGCAUGUUUAUGAUUUCCGGCACGGACGGAUCCUGAAGAACCCGCAGUAGUUGGGAGCGUGGAUGGACGCCAGCCCUCCUGCAGCCUAUGACUGUUUCCAGCAUUCCGCGCACAGAAACGACCUGGAAACGUCUCGCUGUAGCCUUCAGGCCAUGGAUUCAGGAAAAAGACACUGGUUGAAGUACUCAGCAGUUGAAAGCACAGCACUUCGUUAGAGAUAAGCAUAAAUUAAAGGAAAAAAAAACUAAUAAAAUAAAAAAAUAACAAAUUAUAUAACAAAAUAUAUAUAUAUAUAUAAAAAUAAAUAUAAGAAUAUAUCUAUAUAUUGCGGAAAAUAAGCCAGUACAUCAGGUCAGGAACCAUGAUUGCAAGGUUUUGUGUAGGGAUGUGUUAGUGCAUGUUUGGGCCAAACUCGGUUCAAAUGCCUUAAUGUGUCACACAGGUCCCUGUCACACCCACACAGAGGUGACAACACUUUUGGCCGUAUAGGCAGGCUUCAUUUUUUGUACUUUAUUCCUAUUUACCCUUUGUGUUGAGAAGGAAAGAGAAUUAUUCCAGGCAAAACAUAUUUCACCAUUUUAGACUGAAUA
Messenger RNA from Spea bombifrons (plains spadefoot toad), 3312 nucleotides. It is a transcript of the gene BAHD1, whose product is annotated as bromo adjacent homology domain containing 1. Bases 388 to 2772 code for a protein of 794 amino acids. Lineage: Eukaryota; Metazoa; Chordata; Amphibia; Anura; Pelobatidae. Gene Ontology annotation, molecular function: chromatin binding. The record is from RefSeq and is a predicted model, not a curated record. The transcript is spliced from 7 exons.